CACAAUUCACAAAACGACGACGAUUCAUGCUCGUCGAAACGACCCUCCCUUCCCUCCUUCAUUGCAUAUGACUAUAUGAUACAAGCUUUUAUGAACAUUGUUCCAACAGAAUUUACCCUCCUCACGCUCGCAAUCUUCUCAGGUUUAGCUCCGAUCUUAUCAAAGCUCAGCCAAACCGACCAUUGCUCAAUUAAGAGGCAUCACUUAUUAUAAGCUCAUCACUAUAAUUUCUCGGUUAGCGGUAACAGUUGGUCACAUCCAUCCAUCAGCUCUCCCUUGAUUCUUGGCGUGCGUCAGUGAACGUGGAAGAGCGUCAGAUUCAUUUAUAGCUCACGCUCUCUCUCUGUGUCUCUCCUAGGUGUGCUGCGAUCGACUUGAGUUCCGAUCAUGGGGAAUUGUCAGGCAGCGGAGGCGGCGACGGUUGUGAUUCAGCAUCCCGGGAAUAAGAUCGAGAGGAUUUACUGGUCGGUGAGCGCUCACCAGGUGAUGAACUCCAAUCCUGGUCACUACGUUGCUCUCGUUGUUACUUCGCCCACCCUCAAGUCCGAGAAUGGCGCGCCAUUGAAGCAGCUCAAACUUCUCCGACCCGACGAUACUCUGCUUAUGGGCCAGGUUUAUCGCUUGAUCAGUUUUGAAGAUGUAUUAAAGGAGCUGUCUGCAAAAAAAUGCGUUAAACUCGGGAAACUGCUGAAGGACAGAGGCGGUCUUGGCGUUCACAUCAAACACAGAGACUCCAGAGCACCAAAUCCGAGUCCGAGUUCGAGACCCGAUUUUGCUCCCUUGAAGGAGAUUCACCGAAUGGGAAGCAAUGGCAGUGGUAGCAGCAGUCACAAAGUUGUGGGAAGACAAUUUGGUGGUGGUGGGGGGCAAUGGAGGCCAGCCUUACAGAGCAUUGCAGAAGUUGGAACUUGAACGCACUAUUCUGCCCUCGACAAAUUACAAGCCGCAAAC
Messenger RNA from Neltuma alba, 951 nucleotides. RefSeq lists its product as uncharacterized. Lineage: Eukaryota; Viridiplantae; Streptophyta; Magnoliopsida; Fabales; Fabaceae. The coding region runs from base 388 to 912 and encodes 174 amino acids. The record is from RefSeq and is a predicted model, not a curated record. The transcript is spliced from 4 exons.